This is a messenger RNA of Plodia interpunctella (Indianmeal moth), 960 nucleotides long. RefSeq lists its product as uncharacterized. Gene Ontology annotation, cellular component: transcription regulator complex; nucleus. Bases 13 to 840 code for a protein of 275 amino acids. Gene Ontology annotation, biological process: regulation of transcription by RNA polymerase II. The transcript is spliced from 2 exons. Lineage: Eukaryota; Metazoa; Arthropoda; Insecta; Lepidoptera; Pyralidae. The record is from RefSeq and is a predicted model, not a curated record. Gene Ontology annotation, molecular function: DNA binding.
GAGUUAGUUAGAAUGUACGCGCGGGAAGGGGCCGGGGCGCGCGGGCGAGCGCGGUGCCGCGCUGCCUCGCCGACGAGGUCAGUAUUCUGCGCGAGCGCAGGUAGCCGGCCCCUUCGAGCUUACAUUUGCCGGCUCACAAUGGAGGAAUUUAUAGAUGAAGUCCGGGCUCAGGCUUGCAUAUGGAACCCUAUGAACCAAGAUUAUCGUGACACGCAUGUCAGAGACGCAGCCUGGCAGUACAUAGUACAACGAUGCAAUAACCCAAACAUACCAGAUGUGAGAGCUGCGAAGACAGAAUGGAAGAAACUUAGAGACAAUCACAGGGAAGCCUUGAAGAGAGCAAAGUUAGGACAAAACAAACUAUUACCUGCUCAAAUAACUACGUGGAAAUAUGCUAAAGUCAUGCAGUUCCUGGAGCCGCACAUGAAAUAUCGGAUUACUGAAAACAUCGACAUGGAUCCGAUUCAAUCUCAAGAUAGUAACGCGACUAAGAGUGAGGAUGUGUCUACUACAGAAGCAGCACACAGAGAAAACAGAAAACGGCGAUGUGACUGUGACUAUGGCCCCAAGAGGUCACCGAGCCCAAAAAAGACAGAUGAUGCAUUAGAAGCGUUCUUCAAUUCAAUUGUUAGAAGCACGAGGGAUAUGCCGCCGUGGAUGCAGACGCGGGUCAAAAAGAAAAUAUUUGCUGUGAUCAUCGAGGAGGAAGAAUUUCUGUCGUCGCAAAACCAUAGAAGAGAUAACACUCAUAAUUUUAAGGAACAAUGUAAUUCUCCAAUAAUAAAACACGUAAAGACAGAAGUAUACUCAGACGAUAGCUUCGACGCCGAAGCUACGUGAUGUAGUUAUUCUCCACACCGAAAUUCAUUUCAGACCAAUACCCCGUUUUGACGUGAAAGAAGAACAUUUAUAAUAUUAGUACGGAUCAUUCUGUAUACCAAAAUAAACACAAUUUACCGA